Messenger RNA from Ceraceosorus guamensis, 1092 nucleotides. RefSeq lists its product as hypothetical. The record is from RefSeq and is a predicted model, not a curated record. The transcript has a single exon. Bases 322 to 876 code for a protein of 184 amino acids. Lineage: Eukaryota; Fungi; Basidiomycota; Exobasidiomycetes; Ceraceosorales; Ceraceosoraceae.
CAGUGUGACCGAACAUCAGUUGCGGUGCUGCAAGUGUCAAGCAGACAUGCAAUCUGAGUGUUGACAAGAGAUCUCGAUUCAAAUGUCAAGGAUAGGAUUUGUAGUCAAGAGUAGCUGGGAGUGAUGCCCGAUGGAAACCACGUGGGAAUAGAAGCUAGAAUGAUUUGAGCCUCACAAUUCACCCGGCGGGUUCGCCGGCAGGUGAAUUCAAGAUCGUGUCGAGGCUUUGGCGAGGCGAUAUGACGCAAAUCCCUCCACAGCCACAUCACCCAUGCACACGCGUAUGUGCAGGCUGGCAUAUCCUGAUGCCGAGCCCUCAGCAUGCAGGGCCGGACUGUGAUGCGGCAGGCACCGAUCGAGAGGCGCGCGGAGGCACAAGCACUCGUGACUGCGAGUCGCGCCACGCACUCACAACUCACUCAUCAAACUGCAGCACAGCGGCAGUCUAGAGUGCAUGGUGAGUGUCAACAAGGCUGGAGCACAUCGUCGCAGGUACAGCUAGCUUGGCGAAGCACUCACACUUGUCAAGCAAAGCUUCCUCGCACUUCCGGCGCACUUCGCAACCUUCAAUCGGCUACGGCGCUGCAUGUAUGCACCGAGAUUCCGUUGCCUGACCCAAAUCGAAAUAAUCGCGUCCACGAUUCACGACUGAUCGUGAGCGACGCGUUGGUGAUUCGCGUAAACCACCGCCGCCACUUGACCUUGUCAACUACGACAUCCAUAGCCGUCCUGUCUCACCAUCAGUCUUGGACCCAAUUUGACCUGUCGGACUUAUCGCAUCGCACUCGAUCAUCGAAUCGAAGCGACUUCCGACAGACUUAUCUAGGCAUAUACGACUGGGUGUCUCCAUCCAUUGACAAACACUCGUCACUUUAAACAUGUCGCUGCUUCGGAGAGCGCAGCAGCAAAUCGCGCACACAUCCACGCUACCUGCUUUGGGCAACAAGGAUCUGAGGUCGCUGCAGGAUGUUAUCACCAACGAAAAGGAAUUCAUCAAGUCUGGUGCUCGUGCAGGCAGCGACUGGCAGCGAAGUGCGGAAUCGCUAAAGUCGUGGGGAGAGUCGGAAGGCGAGGAUCUGGCAGUGAGUGCUU